AUGAUAUUUGGACUUGGCAGGCUAUUUUAUGUGGUGCUGCUGCUGAUAAACGCUGUGGCAGUUUUGAGUGAAGAAAGAUUUUUGAGAAGAAUCGGCCUGGGAUCCAAUUCGAGCCAGAGCCAUGCUUUCGGACAGCAGGAAAGCUCGACCAAAUCAAAAAUCAUCCAAUUGAUUAGCGCCAUUCAAACGCUAUUAAGAAUUCCGCUUAUUGGGAUAAAUAUACUGGUCAUCGUCUAUGAACUUCUUCUUGGAUAG
This is a messenger RNA of Lachancea sp. 'fantastica', 255 nucleotides long. The record is from the annotation of a GenBank genome assembly. Lineage: Eukaryota; Fungi; Ascomycota; Saccharomycetes; Saccharomycetales; Saccharomycetaceae.